This is a messenger RNA of Yarrowia lipolytica CLIB122, 4428 nucleotides long. RefSeq lists its product as uncharacterized. NCBI's taxonomy places the organism in Eukaryota, Fungi, Ascomycota, Dipodascomycetes, Dipodascales. The record is from RefSeq and is a predicted model, not a curated record.
AUGGGUCUGCUAGAAAAGACGCUAUUUGCGGAAGGAGAGCCGUUUUCCUACGAUGGCAACAACCGGGGCAAGCGCAAACUCCGGCCGAUGGACGGGUCGAGUUUGCCGCUUGAAAACACUGACUUUUCGGCCGAAACCCUCGAUCGACUAGUUGGAAGGAACGUGGUGUCUCCUGCUUCGGACUAUUUCCAUCUUGGAGAGAGUGGUGAGGUUUCAGAAGAGGUACGCGCAAGACGGGAGCUUCGGGACCGUAGGCUUGCUGCCGAAGAGGAACGUGAGAGGGGAGCGAGAGCCGCAAGAAAGAGAGCUGAAAAGGAAACCUGGAAGGAGAUCGAGCAGAAGUACGGCGAGGGGAAGGAGCCUGUGGUUGGAGAUUUGCGGCGGCAUGUUUCGAAGGAUGAAGACGGAAAUGCAAAGGAAUAUGUCCCCUUUGAUGAACCGUCGACUUCAAUCAUUCCUCCUGAAACCAGUCAGGAUGGCAAUAAGGAUUGCAAGCCUCCGAAGGGGGCGUUUGAGAGAGAGACGCCGUCGUACAAGACUGCGUUGCCUAUUGGUGAGUACUACCGAGGAAAAGUGGGACCGUUUGAUCUAUAUGGGUACUGUACUGCAUUACCCAUACUUAACGGAAGACAGGGCUCAGGCCAUGGGACCACUGAUUGUAGUUGCCUAGUCACUAACACAGCAUCAUCAUCUACCUCAUCCAAAUCCCGCACGUCCACGUCACCACCAUCACCAACAUCUUCUUCGUCAUCCAACUCGGAUACCAAAGAAACACACCAUGGACACCAACACGACUACACAUACCACGACACGACAUCCAACGAUUCGUUCAAGGACGCUCUUGAAGAGCUGGAUGAACCCAGUGACGACGGAAGCUUCCAGGAGCCGUCGACAGCAAAAAGCACACACAAUUUGCAUUCCUGGAAAGAUGGAGAUACCGACACACUGAGAGGAGAGCAUGCUGAUAUCGGCACAGCAGAAAUCAGCACUUUGGGCAAGCCAAACCUUAGCAUGGGCCACGUGAUGGGCCGAACACACUCGCCGUCCAUAGCGUCACGUGACUCAUCUGCUUACGUGCAGGAGCCUAUCUCUAUUGUUGAAGAUAGUGCGAGUAUCGAGGAGGAAGAAAGUAUUACAACCACCCGGUCACGUGUAUCUUCCCACUCGCGUGACAAAACUGUGUCUCCCUCGCGCCCAGGGUCUCUAUCACGUGUUGCAUCACGUGACCGAACGGUUUCUCCAGGUGGAUCACGCCCCUCGUCUCCUGUUCGAUCAAAAUCCCCUCCUCUGCCUGCAUUUACAUCAGCUCGUCACAAGUCGCCACAACGAGUUCCAACACUGGAGUUGCCCGAGGGCGAUGGAGGCAAUCAGGUGACUAGACAUGAGGACGAUGCUGUGAUUAUUGACGACUCAGAGUCCUCCGUCUCAGAAUACGAGGUGGAAGCGGAUCUUCCUACGAUUGACGCAGCCAUGGACUCGUCUGAGGAGCAGCUAGAGAACGACAUUGAUCAUCUCGGGAUUGGAGACUCGUCACGACUAGACUUGCCGAUCCUGCACUCUCUAGAGUCCCAUUUGCUGCCUCAUAUUGAGGGUCAUCAUCAUCAUCAUCAUCAUGGCCAUGUUCGCAAGAAGCUGAUUCGACGACUGUCCAACAGCCGUAAAUCGUCCGAGUCGUCCUUGUCGUCGAUUGACUCACGUGACUUUUCCCGUCCCGUCCAGUUCUGCAAUGAGGUUGGAGUGCCUGAUCCCUCCUGGCAGUCCCACGACGUUUCCGAUCCAGAGGAGAUUUCAGCUCCCAUUUUGCCCCGGUUCGAGAGUCUCAAGAAAUCGACCAAGGGUAAGAAGAUUGGAGGUGGAAGAAAGGGAAGGAGGAGAGCUGCCAUUGAGGAGGAGGCCAACAAUGGAGGAGAACGCAGUGAGAAGAGGAGUGUCCUUAGCAGCAGAAGGAACAAGGGUAAGGAGGUGGAUGAUGGAUACGAGUCGACUGCGACAGGUAAGUCUAGAAGACCGUCUGUGGCUACUAAUGCGACUCUGUCUCCUUCUUUUGGAGCAGUUUCUGAUUUUUCGGAUAUGGACUCGGAUGUUGAAGGUAUUUGUGGUUUGGAGAGCGGAAUGGCAAGCAGGAACAGAUCGUCUGUUAGUGUCAACAGCAAACACGCUAGCCUUCUUAGUAAAGCUAGUGCAAAGUCGAAGGCUGCUAGUUUCAAAUCUACCACCGGCAACCCCUCUACUGGUAAACCAGCAUACGUGUCAAAGAUCAUUUCGGAAGAGGAAUACAUCAACGACUACUAUCGGAAAAACUACGGCCACGAUGCUCCAAAGGUGGAGGAGCCUGUUGCUGAAGAAACAGGUUUGCACCACGUCAAGUCGACCAAGUCUAUUAAAAUCGACGAGCCAGAGUCCGUGAUUGAGAAACGUCAGUCCCAGGUCGAUCCUCUUUACAGACCUAAACCUCUUCCGGAGCCUAGAAAGUCUGGCGAGAGCUCCAGAAGUGUGAAAUCGAACAAGUCCGGAAAAUCAGGUCUGCCCCACAUUUCUCGAGGAGUGGCUAUGAUGAUGACAGGUUUGAGUCCCACGAACUCCACUCCUGCAUCGAUGAGAGACAGCAUCAGCCCGGAGGGGUCGGAAGGCUGGCGGUCACGUGAGUCGCUGGUAUCGAGGUCGAGAGCCGCAUCACUGGCACCAUCCAUCAAUCGCGAUUCAUGGUCACGUGCGCCGUCAACGAACCGUGGGUCUGUAUCGCGUGCACCAUCGCUGUCACGUGAUGACUCGCGAACACAAUCGUUUAUGUCACGUGACCAUCCACAUCUGUCCCGGCUCAGGUCUUCCUUUCGGCACUCCUCGGAUGAUUCUUCAGCCUACCCUGCUUCCAUGGACUUGAAUCUCCCUCAAGGGCGCACAAUUUCGAACCCCGAUAUCAGCAUCCAUCACCCACUCUUCCACCAGCAACAGCGGCAGCAUGAGCUUGAAGAUCAUGAAGGCGGCUGGUCAGCUACCUGGAGAAGUUGUUUUCGAGGAGUCUGUGUUCCGUGGAAUGUUAAGAGAUGGCACACGGAAGCAGACUGGAAUUCCACAUGGGGUAUCUCGUGGCCCUGGUCUAGCAAAAAGUGUGCUCCUAAAGACAAUGAGCUGGGAGGCGAUCUUCACCGAGACAGCACCUCUUUACCUUGUAUUCGGGUGCGUGGAGAUCCUGGUCCACGAAGUACGAACCUUGAAACCAUGGACCAUGCCACUCUCAACACUUCUGCCUGUGAUGUGGCGGCUGUUCAUUCUCUGGCUUCUCGUCUGGGAGAUCCUGCUGACUCAUUGUACGAUCUGGCAGACGAAGAAGCCGACAUGUUUGAUCAAGGUCAGUAUUGGGGUGUUUCCGGCGAUAACCCUGAAGUUAGACCUCUCUCCGAAGCUGCUAGUCAAAAGGGUUAUGUUCUGGACGUGAUUUACGAGAACCAGAGAGGAAUGUUUGUCUUUGGACACCCUUUCUUCUCCUCCAACUCGCUGCUCAACUUUGACAGAAAGCCCUGGACCACUCUGGACAACAAGGCUGCUCCUGGCGAUCCCCAGAGCUACCCCCUGCCGAACACAAACUGGCAGUGGGCGUGGAAGUACUGGUACAUUGAUAUGAGUGGUGACGUGGACGACCACGGAUGGUCGUAUUCGUGGUUUUUCCGAUCGAGGAGAUGGCACGGCAGUCAUGUGUGGUUCCAUUCAUGGGUCAGACGAAGACGGUGGAUUCGGGUGCGUAAAACUCGUGAAUUCAACAAGUCCGAGGCGAUCACUGGUCGACUUGAACGACCCAUCAGGAUCCACGAUUCACUGCUGGAGGCUAAACAGAGAGGGGAUGCCAAUAGAGCUGCUCACAAGGCGUCUUCGGGUGCUGUGGUGACCAAUUCUGCGGCCCACGACUUUAUGCACGCCAAGUACUCUGUGCUGGUCGAGUCUGCAGCUUCAGCAGCUACCUGGGGCGACUUCUGGGAGGUUUUCACAGCCUGUCGUCUUGACCGAGAGCGUACUGCGGUGAUAAUCACGUGUAUUCGAAACCCCGUGAACACGGGUGCUUUGACAAGGCUCGCCCAGAACCCCAACGAGGCUAUUGACCAGUACCAGUUUUCCGAAAACAUUGACAAGCUAUGUGCUCGAGUUGGACAGCUGGUGAACGAUGUGGAGAUGACCCAGGGUACAGACAUGUCCAAGAAGGUGUAUGAGAUUGAGACCGGUAAGGAGAAGGAAGGACACAAGCCUGUGGAGCCAGGAGAGCAUCUGGAGCUGCUCCAGGAGUUUCUUGAUGGCAUUAGGGAGCAUGUUGCUGGAGCAGCAGGUUUCUAUUCCAGGUUGGAGCAGGCGGAGCUGGAGAUGCCCCAGACCGCCAGUAGUGAAGGUAGUGAGCCGAAGACGGCUAAGAAGGGGACGAUUGAUGAGAGAAUUGGGUGA